Molecule: messenger RNA, 9212 nt
Organism: Sebastes umbrosus (honeycomb rockfish)
Lineage: Eukaryota; Metazoa; Chordata; Actinopteri; Perciformes; Sebastidae
Gene: cacna1g
Product: calcium channel, voltage-dependent, T type, alpha 1G subunit
Exons: 39
Coding region: 844-8484 (2546 amino acids)
Biological process (GO): positive regulation of calcium ion-dependent exocytosis; neuronal action potential; membrane depolarization during action potential
Cellular component (GO): voltage-gated calcium channel complex; neuron projection; voltage-gated sodium channel complex
Molecular function (GO): low voltage-gated calcium channel activity; voltage-gated sodium channel activity
Source: RefSeq, a predicted model, not a curated record
UCCAACAUCCAUCCAGCUGUGUUGAAGCUUCGCCUGAUGGACGGAACCGACCGAACUCAGUCUGGAGGAGACCAGAGUAGCGAGCAGGAGCAGCCCGGUGCGCACCAGCAGAGAGGACCGGUGUGUGUUUGAGACAUAUCUAGAAGAUCUCAGAGGUUGUUCCUUCUUUUGACGCAUGCUUGUGUGCAGGAUGUGCAGCAGCAGCAUCUCCAUGGAUCUUUAAAAGCUGACAAACCGCCUGUGGAUGCAACGAAAAGUACUGGAUUGUUCCAUUUGGAGAGGAGGAAAAACGCGCAGAAACAAAUAGAUUACUCAUUUUCCUUAUUUCUCCUUGUUUUGGGGUGUUUGUCCAUCAGCUCUGUGGAGAAGGAGGGAAGCACAAAGAAGUUUGUGAGCUGCGUUAUAUCUAACCUGAGGCUGCAGAAGUAGACCCACAUCCCAAAGGUUCCCUUUUUUAUUUCUAACGGAGGAGGGGGCUGGUUAUGAAGUGUUGCUGUUGGUGUUGGUGAGGCCCCCGGAGAGGCUUUUUUGGACACCGGAGACCGGAGCCUGGGCGCACCGCGUCUGUGGAGACGGACCCAGCAGCAGCAGCACCACCUUGGAACUCUACGGCUCCUCCAGCCAGACGCACCAAAACCACCAAGACCCUCUCCUCUACCCCCUCUCUGAUCCUCUCUUCUUCUUCUUCUUCUUCUUCAUCUCUCCUUCCUACCAGCCAACCAAACAGCCGGGCUUCUUCUCUUUCUUCAGACUGCUGUGGACUUUAUAAGCCACGACAAACACUGAUCAUGCGAUGACUGAGCGCGCUUUGGGCACAUCUACCGAGUCCAUUACAGGAGGUGAAUGAUGGCCGAGGAUGGGGGACAUCUCUCCGGGAUCCCCGACGCCAGGGGCUCGGAGGGCCGCUCCUCUCUGCCGAGGACUUUCAUCCGGCUCAACGACCUGUCGGGGUCCGGGGUCGGGACGGGAGGAGGGGAGCUCGGUGAAGCGGUGGUGGAACCGGCGGCCCCGGCGGCCGACCGGAUCUCUACGACCGGGGAUGAGGUGUCGGCGAGCGGCGACGAGGACCUGCCCUUUCCCGCCAUGGCCCCGGUGGUCUUCUUCUACCUGAAACAAAGCACCCGGCCAAGGAGCUGGUGUCUCAACAUGGUCGCUAACCCGUGGUUCGAGCGAGCGUCCAUGUUGGUGAUCCUGCUGAACUGUGUGACACUGGGCAUGUUUCAUCCCUGCGAGGACAUGGUCUGCGACUCUGAGAGGUGCAAGAUCCUGAUGAAAUUCGAUGACUUCAUCUUUGCGUUCUUUGCCAUCGAGAUGGUGAUCAAGAUGGUGGCUCUGGGGAUUUUUGGCAAGAAGUGUUACCUCGGAGACACGUGGAACCGCUUGGACUUCUUCAUUGUGGUGGCUGGGAUGUUGGAGUACUCCCUCAACCUGCAGAGCGUCAGUUUUUCAGCGGUGAGGACGGUCCGCGUGCUGAGGCCUCUGAGAGCCAUCAACCGAGUGCCAAGUAUGCGUAUCCUGGUGACCCUGCUGCUGGACACCCUGCCCAUGCUGGGCAACGUGCUGCUGCUCUGCUUCUUUGUGUUCUUCAUAUUCGGCAUCGUGGGCGUCCAGCUGUGGGCCGGCUUGCUCCGAAACCGCUGCUUUCUCGGCAACUUCUCCAUCCCUCCCUCUGUGGAGCUGGAAAAAUACUUCCACACCGAAAACGAUGACGAGAACCCCUUCAUCUGCUCCAAGCCCCCGGAGAACGGCAUGAGGGACUGCGGCUCGGUGCCCAAGGUGUACGAGGAAGGCCUGCAGUGCACGCUGGGCUCGGACUCUUACAACAGCACCGACAACACCACCUGCGUCAAUUGGAACCAGUACUACACCAACUGCUCCACCGGCCAGUUCAACCCCUUCAAGGGAGCCAUCAACUUUGACAACAUCUGCUACGCCUGGAUCGCCAUCUUUCAGGUGAUCACUCUGGAGGGCUGGGUGGACAUCAUGUACUUUGUGAUGGAUGCUCACUCCUUCUACAACUUCAUCUACUUCAUCCUACUCAUCAUUAUUGGCUCAUUCUUCAUGAUCAACCUGUGCCUGGUGGUCAUCGCCACUCAGUUCUCGGAGACCAAGCAGAGGGAGAGUCAGCUGAUGAAGGAGCAGCGUGUGCGCUUCCUGUCCAACGCCAGCACCCUGGCCUCUUUCUCCGAGCCGGGCUCCUGCUACGACGAGCUGAUCAAGUACCUGGUUCAUGUCGUCAGCAAGGGGGGCAGGCAGGUGGCCCAUGUCUGCAGGUUCUUGGCCCGCCGCGCCGGGCUCAACGUGGCCGCCUCUCCCCCGGCCACGGAGCCUCAACGCAGCCAGAGGAGGCGGAGGAAGUCCUCCAGGCAGGGGUCCGUGUCGGUUCAUCACAUGGCGCACCAUCACCACCACCAUCACCACCACCACCACUACCACCUGGGUAACGGCAGCGUGAGGGGAGUAGGGAGCAGCAGGUGUCUGGAGGGUAGGGACGUGGAGGCCGGCGCUCACAACAACAACGGAGGGGCUCUUGUAGCAACCGCCGGUGCGGGGCUUCUCGCUUUAGCCCCGCCGCCUUCAAUCACAACAGCCACCUCGGAUACAAACCUGGCCAUUUUAUCCAAUCCCAAUUCAUCUUCAGCUCGCAGUUUAUUCUACGCAGAAACUCUGCGCUGCACCCCCUCGCCCACGAACCUGGGGCCGAACCCGGGCCCCUUCUCCCUCGCUCCGGCUCCCUCGUCCAGGGCCAUGAAGAGGAACUCCGUACCUUUCGCGGCCCCGGGGCCUAAGAACUACCCCACUCUGCAGGCUCGAGCCCUGGCAGAGUCCAGACGAGGGAGCUGCGCCGCCAGCACUCUGACUAACAUCAGCUUCAACUUGAACAUCCCACCCACGGCCCUGGAGAGACGACCGUCGAGCCUGGUGGAUACGCACACUCCCACAGCCCAGCUCUCCUGCCAGCUGUCGGCCCGUGACCUCAGCACCUCCAGCAGCGCCAUGGACGCGGCCGCACUGACCCUGGACCCCGAGAGUUGCCCCUACUGCGCCAAGGCCCUGGCCAACGAAUCUGAGGGCGGCAACGAGACCCCCGGGGACUCAGACAGCGAGGGCAUAUAUGAAUUCACCCAGGACCUCCACCACAGGGACAGGAGAGACAGCCGGCAGCCCAAAAAGAAGUCCUGCAGCCUGGGCAAGACGGCGGCGAAGGUGGUGCACUUCUGGAGGCUGGUGUGCGACACGUUCAGGAAGAUCGUGGACAGCAAGUACUUCGGACGAGGGAUUAUGAUCGCCAUUCUGAUCAACACUCUGAGCAUGGGGAUCGAGUACCAUGAGCAGCCCGAAGAGUUGACCAACGCGUUGGAGAUCAGUAACAUCGUGUUCACCAGCCUGUUCGCUCUGGAGAUGCUGCUGAAGAUUUUGGUCUACGGGCCCUUCGGCUACAUCAAGAACCCCUACAAUAUCUUCGAUGGCAUCAUCGUGGUGAUCAGCGUGUGGGAGAUCGUGGGUCAGCAGGACGGCGGUCUGUCGGUGCUGAGGACCUUCCGGCUGAUGCGGGUGCUGAAGCUGGUCCGCUUCAUGCCGGCCCUGCAGAGGCAGCUGGUGGUGCUGAUGAAGACCAUGGACAACGUGGCCACCUUCUGCAUGCUACUCAUGCUCUUUAUCUUCAUCUUCAGUAUCCUGGGGAUGCAUCUGUUUGGUUGCAAGUUUGGAUCUGAGAAGAAGAGCGGUGACACUCUGCCAGACAGGAAGAACUUUGACUCUCUUCUCUGGGCCAUAGUGACCGUCUUCCAGAUCCUAACCCAGGAGGACUGGAACAAGGUGUUGUACAACGGCAUGGCCUCCACCACUCCCGUAGCCGCCCUCUACUUCAUCGCGCUCAUGACUUUCGGCAACUACGUCCUCUUCAACUUGCUGGUGGCCAUCUUGGUCGAGGGUUUCCAGACCGAGGAAGUGGCCAAGCGGGACGACUUGCAUGUCCAGCUGAGCCUAAAUCAGCUGCCUAUAGACUCAGGGGGCGACGCUUCUAAAUCGGGUUCGGAGAUCGAUUCCUGCGCACGAAGUAUGGAGGACGUUAACGGCAGCAAGAAGGAUUUAUCAGCCUCUGCAGUUCCUGUAAAUGGUCACGUGGACCUGAAGACCAGCCUGACUCCGCCUCUAAUAACCCACACGGCCGCCACCCCCAUGCCCGUACCCAAGUUGCCGCCCGUAGGGGACCCCAUCCUGGGCUACGAGGCCCGUCGAGGCAGCAACGUCUCCAUAGACCCAGCCUGCUACGACAAAUCACCGACAAGUGCCCCGAGCUCUUCCCCUCUCGCCCCAUGGAGCUCCGGCAGCGGCUGGACCAGUCGCCGGUCCAGCUGGAACAGCCUGGGUCGCGCCCCGUCGCUCAAGCGCCAGAAGCGGCAGUCCGGGGAGCGACGGUCCCUCCUCUCCGGGGAGGGCGGCUCCAGCUCGGACGACGAGGAAGGCGGAGGAGAAGGAGAAGGAGAAGGAGAAGGAGGAGGAGGCGGGUUGAUGGACGAAGACGGCGCCUCUCUGGUCAGGACCGACUCCAUGUCCCAGUCGCAGCGAGGGCCCCGACACCGGAGGAUGGAGUCAGUGGAGACCCGGAGCUCCAUGGAUUUGCCCCCGGAUGCUCUGCUGCAGGUGCCCUUCCUGUACCGCUCAGCCAGUAUGCACAGCUCCAGGCCCCCCUCACUGGGCCACUUACGGCCCCCAGAGCACAGCGACUGCAAUGGGAAGGGCUCUCCGUCAGCCCUGGGCCCCACACACGUCUCUCUGGAGGACAACACCGAGGACGAAAACACAGAGGAGGAGUCCACCCUGGGUCGUUUUUCCAGACUCUUCCGCUGGCUGGAGAAGAAGCAGCCAGAGUGGUGUCGACAGAGAGACACCUGGUCACUCUACCUCUUCCCUCCAGAGUCGAGGUUUCGGAUCGUGUGCAAUAGGAUCAUCUCCCACAAGAUGUUCGACCAUAUCGUGUUGGUCAUCAUCUUCCUCAACUGCAUCACCAUCGCCAUGGAGAGGCCUCACAUCACCACUAUCGAGCGGAUCUUCCUGAAAUUGUCCAACUACAUCUUCACAGCGAUCUUCGUGGCUGAGAUGGCUAUAAAGAUCGUAGCUUUGGGCUGGUGUUUAGGGGACAAGUCCUACCUGAGGAGCAGCUGGAACAUCCUGGACGGGAUGCUGGUGAUGAUCUCCGUCAUCGACAUCCUGGUGUCUCUCUUCUCCAAUUCCGGCACCAAGAUCCUGGGCAUGCUCCGAGUGCUGAGGCUGCUGAGGACCCUGAGGCCGCUUCGUGUGAUCAGCAGAGCCCCGGGGCUGAAGCUGGUGGUGGAGACUCUGAUGUCGUCACUGAAGCCCAUCGGCAACAUCGUGGUCAUCUGCUGCGCCUUCUUCAUUAUCUUUGGCAUCCUGGGAGUACAGCUUUUCAAGGGGAAGUUCUUUGUCUGUGAAGGAGAAGAAGUAAUGAACAUCACCAACAAGUCCGACUGUCUGCUGCACUCCAACAACAAAUGGGUCAGACACAAGUACAACUUCGACAACCUGGGACAGGCCUUGAUGUCUCUGUUUGUUCUGGCGUCAAAAGACGGCUGGGUGGACAUUAUGUAUGACGGACUGGACGCGGUAGGAGUUGACCAACAGCCACAAAUGAACCACAACCCGUGGAUGCUGCUCUACUUCAUCUCCUUCCUGCUGAUCGUGGCCUUCUUCGUGCUCAACAUGUUCGUGGGCGUCGUGGUGGAGAACUUCCACAAGUGCCGGCGCCACCAGGAGGCCGAGGAGGCCAAGCGCAGGGAGGAGAAGAGACUGAAACGCAUGGAGAAAAAGAGACGGAAUUUAUUGGUUCCGGGGGUGAGUUGGGCCCUCUCUGAAGGCACAUUGAAAGAAGCUCAGAGUAAGCCCUACUACUCCGAUUACUCCCCCACUCGCCUGCUCAUCCACAAGCUGUGCACCAGCCACUACCUGGACCUGUUCAUCACCAUCAUCAUAGGGCUCAACGUCAUCACCAUGUCCAUGGAGCACGACCAGCAGUCCAAGGAGUUGGAAAAGGCAUUGAAGAUCUGCAACUACGUCUUCACCAUCAUCUUUGUUCUGGAGUCGAUCUUCAAGCUGGUGGCUUUCGGCUUCCGACGCUUCUUCAAGGACAAGUGGAACCAGCUGGAUCUGGCCAUCGUGCUGUUGUCCAUCAUGGGCAUCACUCUGGAGGAGAUCGAUGGCAACUCGCUGCCCAUCAACCCCACCAUUAUCCGCAUCAUGAGAGUGCUGAGGAUCGCACGAGUUUUGAAGCUCUUGAAGAUGGCGGUGGGGAUGAGAGCUUUGCUGGACACCGUUAUGCAAGCCCUGCCUCAGGUGGGGAAUCUGGGUCUUCUCUUCAUGCUUCUCUUCUUUAUUUUUGCAGCGCUUGGAGUGGAGCUGUUUGGUGACUUGAUCUGCGAUGAACUCCACCCAUGUGAAGGUCUGGGGCGCUACGCUACGUUCAAAAACUUUGGGAUGGCAUUUCUGCUGCUCUUCAGAGUUUCCACUGGAGACAACUGGAAUGGCAUAAUGAAGGACACAUUAAGGGACUGCGCCCAGAACAGCACCUGCUACAACACCGUGGUCUCCCCCCUCUACUUUGUCUCCUUCGUUCUGACCGCUCAGUUCGUCCUGGUCAACGUCGUCAUCGCCGUCCUGAUGAAGCACCUGGAAGAGAGCAACAAGGAAGCCAAGGAGGAGGCAGAGCUGGAGGCAGAGUUGGCGCUGGAGCGCCAGUUAGAAGGGGGAGACAUGGCGACGAGGUCGCCCCAGCUCCAACCUCUGGCGCUGGGCACAGACAGGUCGAGUUCCGGGGGUUCCCCCUGGAGGUCCACCGGAGGAGGGGACGUGGAGCAGGAAAGAGACGGUCCUAUGGACUCGCCCACUGCUGAUAUAACCAGAGACUCUGUAAACAUCAGAGAAGACCCCCCUUCAUGCCUGGAGCCGCUGGAGCUGCUGGAGCCCCCGCUGGAGUUUGUCCAGCGGAGAGCGCAGUUUGACUCGGUCUCCCUGGUCAUCCAGGGUUCAAUGGAGGGAGAGUUGAGUUUGAUGGACAACCUGUCCGCCUCUAUCUGCCACUUCUACGCGCUGCCCCCCAAGCCCAGAAAGCACAGCAGCGACAAGAAGCCAGAGCAGCUCGAUCCCGGGGAGCCACUGGAGGACAACCUGCUGAGCGUCAGGAAGCCCGCGGUGGGACGCACACACUCCCUGCCCAACGACAGCUACAUGUUCUUCCCCCUGCAGCCCUGCGGCAACGCCGCCCCGGCUCCAGCACAUCUUCUAGCACAGUCACAGGGGCCCCAGCACAUACUGGGCACCCACAGGGCCCAAUCAGGCUCCAGUAGCUCGGUGCGUUCACAACCGGAGGAGCGUUCCCAGCAGCUGGCCGUCCCCGCAGACCUCUUCAGACCCAUCAGCCCCCACAGCCACUCCGACUCGGAGAGCAUACCAAGACUACCCCCUCCCAGACGCACACACGCACUCAGCCGCACGCUCCGCAGACAGGUUGCAGUGUCUACUGAUUCUCAGGAGGCCCUGUGUUCAGACGGCGGGGAGAGCAAUGAAGGACUUGUGAAUGUGGCCUCCCUGGGCCUCCCUCCAUCCCCCUCCAUCUCUCCAUCACCCUUACCUCAUCAUCUUCAUCAGCAGCCUGCUCUAUGCCUGGUCCCCGCCACGCCAGGCACCUCCCCUAAGCCCUCGCGCCCCAGCAGCGUGCACACCCAGCUUCAUGACCAGCACUGCCUCGCCUCUUACUCCCCUUCCUCCUCCUCCUCGCCUCCUCUGCUCUUACCGGCCAGGCCGCACCAGCAGGAGGAGGCCUCAGCAGAUCGGGAAGUGUCCCUCAUCACCCAUGCGGGGUUGGCUGGCGGCGACGACGUCGUAGCGGACGACGGCGGCGGCAACGAGGGUUACGGCAGCUUUGCGGACUGCCGGAGCCUGAGGCAGCUGAAGAGGUUCCACAGUGCCGACACGCAGGGCCGCAGCGCCCCCCCGCCCCGCCCCCGCCCUUACUCCUGGCUGGACGACCCGCGAGGUCACUCCAUAGAGGCGUGCUCCUCGUCGGGGGGGUCCAGCCCCCAGCGCAGCACCGCCUCCACCUCCUCCGGCUUCGUGUCGCGGGCCGACAGCCUGCAGAUCCACAGCCAGACCCCCACUCAGACCUCGCUGCCCUCACCCCGACGCAAGAAGAAGAUGAGUCCGCCCUGCAUCUCCGUGGACCCCCCCGACGGACUGGAGCCUCAGCCGGGCCUCUACCCGAGUCUGGGUGGACUGGGAGUGGGGGGGUUGGGGAUGCCCCCUCCUCUGCCCGGCCGGGACACCUGCCUGCGGAGGAGAGCGCCCUCCAGUGACUCCAAGGACUCCUUUGACCUGGGAGUCGGAGAGGGUUCGGGACAGGACGGAGGCUCGCCAAACCCCAACACCAACCCCAAGCUACUGACUCUUCCCAGAGAAGACAAGCUCUGAGCACUGAACACUGAUACUGCAACACACACACACACACACACACACACACGCACACAGCUGGACGAACCCCUCACACAACACAAACACACGAUGCACAGCGUGUAUCUGUGAUGGUGAUAGUUCUAGUAAUAAUGCUGUAGAGAGUAAUAACGGUAAAACUACAACAAACAGUUAAAACAUCCUUUGGUUUCAUAAGGAGUGCAGUACUGUAGUAGUGUGACCAUCCCUUGUCUUUGUAUUGUUACUGCCAAAACAACCAGAGAAGAAGAAGAGAGCACAUGAAACGACAACAUCUCUCUUCUGCUACGCCUGCAUGCCACCGGCUGCAGCUCGACCCCCCCGUAACCUCUGGCGUGACAUCAGCACCUGGGACCUGGAGCCCUUCUGUGGUCGCCAUCUGAACUGCCUGGUGUUACACAGGGUGGGCUCUGCCCAGGUCAGUGGAGGUACAAAGCAAUAUGAACGUUUUAGAGACACUAUUUUCUUAAAUUAUUGGGCCAUAGUGUUUGUACAGGAUGUUGUUUUUUAAUUUCUUUCGAUUGUUAUUUUCAUGUCUUUUUUGUGGUUUCUCUCUUUUUUGUCAAAAUGGUUUGUCUUUUUUUUUUCACUGUAGGAUAUUUCUAGCUUUCUUGGUUUACUGAGGAAAGUGAACGUUUUUCAAAGUGCUGAAAACCAUGUAUUUGUAGGAAUAAUAUAUAAAUAUAUAUAUAAAAAAACAAGUCAUUAAA